AAGUGUCUUGUUUUCGACCAAACUCCGAGACAGAUAGUCGGAUUUGGCGAAUAAGUAUUAAAUAAAUAUAAUCCUGUCUGUUUAUAUAUCAAGAUAAUGUCGGGGCCAUAUCGUUUGUUUUGUUUCGUAUUAGUUUGUCUGUUGCCGUUAUCUUUACAGAGAUCGACACCACAGGAUGACAGCUAUGUAGCAGCUGUUGUGGAGUUCGAAGUCUCUGCUAAUGUCUCCCAGAACCUCGCCAGAUAUUUGCAGCUCAUCGCCCAGGCGGCAGACCAGAAUGCGGACAUCAUAGUGUUCCCAGAGAUGACAUUAACCAGAGGAGAUCGCAAGGUAGACGUGCCGAUAUAUGGUCUGCUGAAACAGCAACCCAUUCCAGCUCUGCAACCUUUAAAUUACGAUGAGAUCCUGGUCAGCAUAUCAGCAGCAGCCAGACAGCACCAGAUGUACGUGCUCAUCAACGUUCAGGAGGUGAUGAACUGCACCAGCAUCGCAGAGGAUUCCGAGGAGUACUGCCCGGAGAAGAAGGAGUAUCUCUUCAACACCAACGUCAUUUUUGACAGGACUGGCGCUGUUAUUGACAGGUACCGGAAGAUAAACCUUUUCGGUGAGUUCACCCGCACCCCAGCUCUUCGUCCAGACCUGGGUCUCUUCAGCACGGAUUUCGGCGUGACCUUCGGCCACUACAUCUGCUUCGACCUCAUGUUCCAGGUGCCCGCUAUCCAGGUGGUCGAGAAAAAUAAGAUCACUGACGUUCUCUUCUCCACUAUGUGGUUCUCCGAGAUGCCCUAUUUGACUGCGGUGCAGAUCCAAGAAGCCUACGCUUAUGCUCAAAAUGUGAACUUCCUCGGUGCUGGAGCGAACAACGUGCGUGUUGGCAGUGCAGGAUCUGGUAUAUACUCUGGAAAAGCAGGCGCUUUAAUCAGCACUAUGCCCGGACUGCCCACCACUCGUCUUCUUGUCUCGAGGGUGCCCAAGGUUCCUGGUAAUGUCACAGGAAUGACCUUCCCCGGCCCGAUCUACGACGCGCCAACGGACCAUGACAGCCUAGUCCUCAUCACUGACCCGUCGCUGCCCAACCACACGACGCGACUCCUAGUCUCCGGCUCUCAGGAGUUCACGCUGGUGGACAAGGACGUCAGCUGCACGUUCAGGGUCAGGCUGACACCCAGAGCUGGUAAUGGGAGUCACAAGUACCGCGCUUUCGUACACGAUGGCAGCAACACAUACUCUCGUCGGCAGGUCGGAGUGGCCAGUUGUCUGGUGGUAGCGUGCAGGGAUGAUGACCCCAAAACGUGUGCCUAUAGAUUCAACAAAAAUGAAACCGACGUCGAAAUAACAGAACUACAAAUAGAUAUGUCGACGAUACGCAAGCAAUACAACACCACACUGCAAUGCGAGAACGUCGUGUAUUUUCCUUCAUCCUUCAGAAUCAGAAAGUUCCCCUUAAGCCCUUUAAACUUCACUUAUAUAGACUCCACAGAUACUGAAAACUUGGUUCAGUCAGACAAGCCAACUGGACGGGAAAAGAUUACAUAUAAAAUAAAUAAACCUCAAAAUGAGUUGGUGUCAUUUGGUAUCUGGGGGAGAGUGUAUGUGAAAGACGUGGAUCAUAAUACAGAAGUGACUGAUGAGGACGUACGAAAGUAUCUUAAAAUUGAAGAUGUUAUAUAUGGAACUGAUCGAGUUAAAGAUUAAAUUAAACAUUUGAAAACAAACGAGGAUCUCACGUCAGGCCCCAGGGGGGGUGGGGUCACGUGGUCUAUUUGUAUGGCCAACCUAGGCUCCAGGGGGGAUCAUGACCCCCAUGACCCCUGGAUCCGCGCAUGUUUGAAAGCGUCACCAUCAAUUGAGUGUCAUAAACAUUGUUGGAUUGGAAUUAAUGAACUCACUACCUACCAGACAAAAAAUGGCACAUUGCACUACGUCAGAAACCGGUCGUAAUAGGCUAGUUUCCUAUACUUAAAAUAAAAUAUUUUAUGCAGUGCACGAAAUAUAGCACCACAUAAUCAGAAGAAA
Molecule: messenger RNA, 2016 nt
Organism: Leguminivora glycinivorella
Lineage: Eukaryota; Metazoa; Arthropoda; Insecta; Lepidoptera; Tortricidae
Product: vanin-like protein 1
Exons: 11
Coding region: 97-1695 (532 amino acids)
Source: RefSeq, a predicted model, not a curated record